Austrofundulus limnaeus is the source of this 1830-nucleotide messenger RNA. It is a transcript of the gene rab32a, whose product is annotated as RAB32a, member RAS oncogene family. The transcript has 3 exons. The record is from RefSeq and is a predicted model, not a curated record. Gene Ontology annotation, cellular component: late endosome; lysosome; Golgi apparatus. Gene Ontology annotation, biological process: endosome to lysosome transport; phagosome-lysosome fusion. Bases 191 to 832 code for a protein of 213 amino acids. Lineage: Eukaryota; Metazoa; Chordata; Actinopteri; Cyprinodontiformes; Rivulidae. Gene Ontology annotation, molecular function: GTP binding; GTPase activity.
CAGGUGGUGUGUGGCAGCGGGAGGAGAAGGAGGAGGAGGAGAAAAAAAGAGUAUUUAGAAAAGUGCUGGAAGAAGAAGAAGAGGCGACGCGACUCUCUGACCCACCCCAGCACUCAGGGCAGCUUUAUGACCGACAGGAAGCAGACGUCCUCCUGUAAAGUUUCGACAGAACCACUUUUAGCGUGUCAGCAUGGCCGGAGGCUCGGUGUCGGAGUGUAAGGAGUACCUGUUCAAAGUGCUGGUCAUCGGGGAGUUAGGAGUGGGCAAGACCAGCAUCAUCAAGCGCUACGUUCACCAGCUCUUCUCGCAGCAUUACAGGGCGACCAUCGGGGUCGACUUCGCGCUUAAAGUCCUGAACUGGGACAGCAAGACCCUGGUCCGGUUACAGCUGUGGGACAUCGCAGGCCAGGAACGAUUCGGGAACAUGACCCGGGUGUACUACAAAGAGGCUGUCGGGGCGUUCGUCGUGUUCGACGUGACGAGGGGCGCCACGUUUGAAGCGGUGUCCAAGUGGAAGCACGACCUGGAUAGUAAGGUGAAGCUGACGAACGGCAACCCCAUCCCCGCGGUGCUGCUCGCCAAUAAAUGUGACCAGAAGAAGGAGAGCUCCAACAAUGCAACCUUAAUGAACAAUUUCUGCAAAGAGGCUGGCUUCCUGGGUUGGUUUGAGACGUCAGCUAAGGACAACAUCAACGUGGACGAGGCGGCCCGUUUCCUGGUGGAAAAUAUCUUGGCCAACGACAAAGGUUUGCCGUACGAGGAGAGCAACGGAGACCGGAUCAAACUGGACCAGGAGACUGUAGCUGCUGAGAGCAAGUCGGGCUGCUGCUAACACUCAGUCCACUCAUAUUAAGCAUCCGCUUCCCUCUGGUAAGGUCCAGUGAGCUCUAGCAGCCUGAUGCACCCUCGAAGAAGAAUAUGUAUUUUUAUUUUAUUUUGUGGUCACUUCCAACCUACAGGAACUUCUCUUCGUUGCAUCGAGGCGUAUUUGAAUUGUGCAUCCAAGGUUCUCGUUACCCAGUUUUGUUUUGAUAUCGGCUCAGUUGUUUUCAACUUAUCUGUUGGAAGGAAUUUUAUUUUGUUUUUUUACUAAAACCUAUAUAUAACCCAGAUCUACCAGCUGUUGCUCUGGCAGCCUUUUUACUGUAAGUCUUGAACAAGAAAGGUGCAAACUAAACAGAAAGGUGAAAAAGCAAGGCUAAAAAAAUAAUAAUCUGUAGCCUUUUGAUUGUCACUUUAGUGUACUCACUUUCUAUAUGUGUAUAAUUUUGUCACUUAGCAAUUAUCUGUAAAAAGAAGAAUAUUUUAUUGUGCCUUUCUUUGGUGAACGUUACAUUUUACAGCACAGGCUGUGUAUCUCCAACUGUUCUCAUUGUUAGGUUACUUUUAGCAAAUGGACAUCACUGUAAAGCAUUAUAAAAUGUUAUAUCUUAAAUUUCUGUCCAAAUGUAUAGUCUUUAUCCCAUUUUUGUCUACAAAGUUUUAUUCAAUAACACUUGUUAGUUUAACUAUUUGUUUAUUCAAUGAACAAACUGACGAUGCAAAGUGAUAAAACAGUAUUUCACUAAUACAAAGAAGGAAAAAAAACUACUGAUGGUACUAAAUGUUUCUGCAGGUAUAAUUGUGUAAAUUGACAAUGUGUUCUUUUGAAAUGUUUUGUGUCAUCCAUUGCGUAACUGAUGUGGUAUAAAACCAGAAUCAGAGGACUACACUGUUUUUGUACAUGGUAAUCUGUUCAAGUGUUGUUAAAAUGUAAAUAUUGUUUUUAAACAUGUUUACAUGUAAAAAUACUUUCGUUAAAGCCAAAGUAGAAUAAACAUUUUACCAAUG